UGUGACUGUUACAGCUGUCUUCUGUCUCAUUUUACAUUACAACAAAUGGUGAAGUGACUUUUUAGCUAUUAAAAAACAGAAGAAACUUUUUAAAUUUUAGAUGAACAGUCGCUGAUUAAAAUGGUUCCGUUAUGUUAUUGGAAUGCACACUACAUAAACGUCGGCAUGUUUGUUUAACUAUUUCUCGAAUAAGUGGACGCUCACUCACACCAAAUCCAUUAAAAAAAGUGGCUACUUUCAAACAAUGAAUUCUAAAGAGUGGUAGACAGAUAUGAUUCCGGUAACACAGUGAGAGUGACAUUAAUGUUCGAGGUAUUUACUUUUUCAAACAUUACAUUCUGGUAAAAGUUUAUUUGUUUACGUUUAUGCUAUGUUGAAUUCACAAGUAAAAGUGAAACCAUAUUGUCCAGGCGGUUAUGUAUUCACGUUCAGUUUUCCCCUCCUCCAAAAUCUGUGACAUUAAUUUGAGAGCAGGUUCAUGAAAAGAGUUUUGAAUAUUGUGUAUGAGUAUGGAUAUGGGUCUAGUGCCAGUUUAUAUCAAAAUUGUGUCAGUGCAACCUCUCACCAGUAGCUACUCUUAAUACCUCUGUCACUAUCCCAGUUUACAUGCAGUGCAAGAAAAUCGAAUAACUGUUCUUUUCCUCCACACUAGGUGGCGAUAGUACUUUUUUUUCUCGUACGUAAUGUUCGCGCUACUUCUGGUGCACAUACGUUGCGCGAUAUCCUUCAAACUGUUCUUCUAGCGGCUCCGUUUAGCUUCUCCUUCUUCUUCUGCGACUGGCUUUCUCAUCCUCAUGUUCACUGUCAGUUAGCAGAAGACAAAAUGCAAAUAUAAAGCAUUAAGAGGCUCAGCACCAGGAUGGCUCCACGUAUGGAUGAUGUGAUGCGUUUGUGUUGUGAAUUAUCAACUCACAAUGAGGUCAAGGUCGCUGUGAAAAACUCUGCCAAAGGAGCAGCGGUGGCGGGAGGAAGUGCCUUUGUAGGCGGCCUGCUCGGUGGACCUCCGGGGAUUGCUGUUGGUGGAGUAGUGGGUGGCUUCUUGGGCAGCUGGCUGACUAGCGGUCAGUUUCGUCCUCUGCCUCAGAUCCUGAUGGAGUUGCCGCCGGCUGAGAAGCAGAAGCUCUACAGGGACAUCACUGCUGUCUUAGGCAACCUGGACUGGACAGAUGUGGCUCAGCUCAUUGCACUUGUGAUGGGCAAUGCCACUCUCCAGCAGCAGGUCACUGCGGCACUGCUGAACUAUGUAGCCAAGGAGCUCAAAGCAGAAGUGCGUUAUAAAGACUGAGUUACGGCUCCACUUGGACUUUUCCAGACUGCCAAACACAAACAGAGUCCCAUAUGGUGUGUUCUGCACAAAGCUCAAGGACCUGUGAAUUAUGGGGUUUCACUUUCAUAAAUGCAUUACAAGUUCUAUCUCUCCAAACUAGGGACAAAUGUUUCUGAAUAAUGUGUGGACAUCGACCUUAGCACAAAUAAUGUUUUUCUGUAGUGGACUGAUAUCAUUGUCAGUUUUCUUCUGGGCUUUGUAAACUAAACAAACCACUCCUCGUGCCUAGAGAGUAAUUUAUAAUUAAUAUUGUCAUCUCCUUAUUUUCACACUCUGUAUCAGGGUCCUUAUCAAGGUCACCAACACACACAUAUAUAUGUGUGUGUGUAAAAUAAACAUUUGAACUGUG
Molecule: messenger RNA, 1676 nt
Organism: Mugil cephalus (flathead mullet)
Lineage: Eukaryota; Metazoa; Chordata; Actinopteri; Mugiliformes; Mugilidae
Product: protein C19orf12 homolog
Exons: 3
Coding region: 860-1285 (141 amino acids)
Source: RefSeq, a predicted model, not a curated record